Molecule: messenger RNA, 7259 nt
Organism: Octodon degus (degu)
Lineage: Eukaryota; Metazoa; Chordata; Mammalia; Rodentia; Octodontidae
Gene: Armcx4
Product: armadillo repeat containing, X-linked 4
Exons: 7
Coding region: 529-6993 (2154 amino acids)
Molecular function (GO): protein binding
Source: RefSeq, a predicted model, not a curated record
CUUCGGUGCAGUCGUCACUCUCCUCUAGCUACCAGCUCCCCGCUGCCCUGAGCACGGCGGGCUGGCAUUGGGCCUGGGAACGCAGAGCAGUUUGGUGUAGCACUGAGAUGAGGCCAGAAGAAGAGAAACCUGCACAGGAUUUAUGAAGAUCUUCUUGUGGUCUUUCAGUACACCUGUUUACCACUGGAAGCAAGGGAAAGAGAGGGAGACUGGCCUGGAACUAUGAAAGUUGUAAAGACCUGCCUGCUUUUCUAUAGAAGAACUUGAAAUCACUGAAAGCAAGGAAACAAGGAGAAAAGUGUCUCUGAUCAGUAUAGACUGGUAAGAUGGUAUAUCAUCAAUCAAGAGAAGGAAAGAGGAGAGGACUUCCUUGAAUCAUCACAGGUCUACUUCCAGUGGCAGCUGUAGUGACCUUUGAGUGGUUGAAGACCAGCACCCUCAUAGAUCUCCACCCAAGCCUGUCACUCUCUUUCCCCAGCCCAAGUGAGACCCCUGUACUGUAUUUGUGCCUUCUGCAGGGGUGAUUACAUGGGCCGUGUUCAGGAAGUGGGCUGGGCUACUGCAGGACUGGCGAUCUGGGCUGGCACAUGCUACUACCUUUAUAAAUUAACCAAAGGAAGAGCUCAGAGUGUGACGAGACUUGCCAGAAAUGGGUCUAGUGUCAAGAUGGACACUGUGGUUGGGGUACAGGACCAGCCCUUACCCAUGAGUGAAGCCAUGGCUGGGGUGGAGAUUGAGACUAGACCCAAGGACAAGAAUGGAGCAGAAAAUGAAGGAAAUGAGCCUGGGGCUGAAGUAGAGACCAAGGUUACUGCUGUAGAGAGGUCCAAAGCCAACUCUCAGUCCAAGGCAAUGAUUGGGGCAAAGACAGAGACUCAAUUUGAGGCCAAAUCAGUGGCUAAAGCACUGGUCAUGAUAGAUGCAGUGACUCUAACUGAGGCGCAGGUCAAAGCCAGGGAAGUGGCCAUGAAAGAGGUGAUGACUCAAACCGAUUCUGAGGCUGGGGAAAUAGUCAAGAAGGAGGCAGUGACCCAGACCAAGGCUAAAGCUUGGGCACUGGUCUCCAGGACAGAGGCCAGAAAAGAAGCAACAACUCAGACCAAAGCUGAAACUCAGACAUUGGCUGAAAAAGAGACAGAGAUUAACAGAGUAACUGUAACACAGAGUGAGGUUUUGGCAGUGACCAAAGAAGUGGUCAAGAUUGGGACCAUGAAUAAAUCUGGAAUUGUGGUUGAAAGCAAGACAAGAGCCCUGGAAGAGACUGUGAGUGUGGUUACAACUCAGUCUGAUGGUAGGCUUGGUAACACAGGUGAUGCUAGGAAAAGUCCUAAUGGCAUGUCCAGGGCAGUGGCUGACAUGGAUGUUAAGUCCUGUGUACAGUCCCAGGCUGUGGUCAAGAUCCAAGAUGGUGACAUGCUUAUUGCUGAGGUUGAAGACAAGGGGAAUCUCAAAACCAUGCCAAAGGCAGGGUCUGAGGUUGAUACAAGGGCUGCUCCUCAACCUCAGAUUGUUGUCAGGACCCAAGCUGAGGCCAUGCCUGGGACAAGAGUUGAUAUGGCAGGUAGUUUUGCCACCAUGUAUAAGGCAGAGGUGGGGCCAAAUGUGAGAGCUUGUAUAAUGCAGCCUCAGACUAUAGCCAAGAAACAGGCUGAGGCACUGUCUGGUGCCCAGGUUGAUGGCAGGGAAAAUACCACUGUCAUAUCUAAGGCAAUUACUGGAGCUGUAAUACAGACUGCUGCUCAAAUUCAAGCUGUAACCUGUGCUCAGGCUGAGUCUGUGCCUGAUGCCAGAGUUAAGGGUAGAGGCAAUUCCCAUGCCACGGUUAAAGCAGGUGGCACGCCAAACAUGAGGACUAAUGUGCAAGCUGAAGCUUUGUCUGAUAAUAGCCAUAAGGCCAGAAGCCUUUCCAGUGUCACAAUUAAGGCAGAAGUUGGGAUAGACACAUUGUCCUAUACCCAGACUCAGCCCGUGGCCAAUGUCCAGAGCGAUGCUUUGCCCGAUGGUAGAAUCAAGACUAAGGGCACUGUUAACUCCAUGAUUAAGGAGGGAGCCCAGGGUAUGGCUCAGAACCAGGGUGAAGCCUUACUUAAUACUAAAGGUAAAGCUAGGGGCAAAGCCAAAGCCAAGUGUAAGACAGGGGUUGCACCAGACAUGAAAACUUGUUCACAGCCUCAAGCUGGGACCAAGACCCAAGCUGAGGUUUUGCCUGAUUCUAAGAUUGAUGGUAGAGGUGAUUCUAAUGGCAUUUCUAAAGCAGGGACUAACAGGACCUGUGGUCAGCUCCAAGCUGUGGUCAAUUCCCAGGUUGAAGCCUUGCCCAGUACCAAGAAUAAGUUGAAGACCUACCCUAAUGCUGUGCCUAAGGCAGAGGCUGGGACAGCUGCAGCAGACUGCGCUCAACCCCAAGUUGUAGUCUGUUCCCAGAGUGAAACCUUGAUUGCAGCUAAGAAUAAGUCCAGGGGUAUUCGCAGUGUUGUGCCUAAAGCAGAGACUGGGUCGGCUACAGCAGGCUCUGCCCAGCCCCAGACUGUAACCAGUUCCCAGGUUGAGGUCUGUCCUGGCACCAAGAAUAAGGUUAAAUGUAAUCUCAGUGUUAUACCUAAGACAGAGGCUGUGGUGUGUAUGACGGGUUCUGCUUUUUCUCAGGCUUUGGCCAAUUCCCAGGGUGAUACCUUGACUGGUACCAGGUCUAAGGUCAAGGGCAACCCCAUUGCUGUGGCUAAGCCAGAGAUUGGGCCAGGGAUGACAGACUCCUUCCAGUCUCUGAUUAUGACCAAUUCCCAGAAUGAGACCUUGCUUGGUGCCAGGAGUAAAGUUAGGGUUAACUGUAAUGUGCCUAAGGCAGAGGUUGGAGCAGGUUCAGUGGGCUCUUCCCAGUCCCAGACAGUGGUUGGUUCCCAAGGUGAGACCUUGCUUGGUGCCAGGAAUAAGGUUAGGAGCAGUCCCAAUGCUGUGCCUAAGGCAGAGGCUGUGGCAGGUCUAGUGAGCUCUUCUCAGUCCCAGACUUUGACCAGUUCUCAGAAUGAGGCUUUGCUUGGUGCCAGGAAUAAGGUCAGAGGCAAUUCUAGUACUGUACCUAAAUCAGGACCUCAGAAAGGUACAAAAGUGCCUGCUCAACCCCAGGUGAUGGUUGCUUCCCAGGAUGAGGUCUUGCUUGGAGUAAUGGACAAGGCUAUGUCCAGGUCUGAGGCUGAAGCUACAGCAGAAGAUAAGGUCUAUGCAAAGCCUGAGGCUGAGGCUGAAGCCAUGCUCAUUUCAGAGAGUGGGAGUGGGCCAGAUUCUCAAGCUUGCAGAAAAAACCUUCAUGAUUAUUAUUGGAAUGGGAUUGGUGUUGAGGAUUGGAUUGCUGCUGAACGGUGGAUCAAAUUUAGGUUUCAAGCCAUGGAUGGAGAUUGGGAGAAUAGUGUGUCCUGGGCUGAUGACAAAAAUGAAACCAAUAUUGGGUCUUGGAGUGGAACUGGUGACAGGAGUGGUUUUGUUAGUUCUUGGGCUGUGGCUUGUGAUGAGACCACUAUUAAGUCCUGGGCUGGGGCUAGGGCUGAGAAUGAGGUUGCUCUUGGGUCCUGGGUGGGAACUGGGGACCAGGCAAGUGGAGGGCUCUGGGCUGCAGGUCAAGUUAGUGAAGCAUCAUGGACUGGGGAUAAGGUUGGUGGUUCCUGGGUACAGACUGAGAACAAGGCCAUUGGAGGAUCCUGGCCUGGGACUGAGAACCAGGUUAGUGGGGCCUCUUGGGUUGUUCCUGGGAACCAGACCAUUGGAGCACCCUGGGCUGUGGGUCAGGUUAGUGAUAUGUCUUGGCCUGGGGUACAGGCCACUGGAGUGUCUUGGGUUGUGGACCAGGCUAGUGGUGGUUCCUGGACUGUGGCUGAAAACCAGGCUAGUGCAGUGUCUUGGGCUGGGGCUGGAAAUAUAGUUAGUAUUGGGUACUGGACUGGGGCUAUGGACCAAGCCAAUGCAGGAUCUUGGAUUGGAACUGGUGAUCCAUCUGGCAGUGAGUCCAAGCCUCAAAUUGAGGAUCAGGCCAGUGACAAAAGGUCCUGGGCUGAGGCUGGUGGUCAGGCCAAUGGAGAUUCCAGUUUGGCACCUGAGAAUCAGUCCAAUGGAAGGUCUUGGGAUGACACUGCAGAUCAAGCCAGUAGAGGGUCAAGGCUUGGGCCUGUAGAUCAGCCUAGUGGUGCAUCUUGGGCUGGUGCUAUGGAACAGGCUGGUAGUGGAUCUACACCAGGAUCUGAAGACCAGUCCAGUGGUGCAUCCUGGGAUGGCACUAGGAACUUGGCCAGAGAAGGGUCCUGGACUGGGACUGGUGAUCAGUCUAGUGGUGAAUCCAAGCCUAGUUUUAAGAAUCAGGCCAGUGAUGAAGGCUCUUGGGCUGGAGCUUUUGGCCAGGCUGCUGGAGUGUCCAAGUCAGGGCCUGAGGAUCAGUCUAAUGGAAGAUCAUGGACAGAUUUUGGAGAUCAAAUCAGUGGAAGUUUCUUGGUUGGGGUUGUGGAGCAGGCUGAUGGAAAAUCCCAGGCUAGUCCUGGGGAUCUGGCUGCUGUUGGGGCAAAGCCUGUGUUUGAGGAUCAGGCAAGUGGAGGAGGAUGCUGGACUAGUGUUGCUGAGGACCAGUCUGGUAGAGAAUCUAAGCCGGGCCCCAGGGAGCAGUCCAGUGGAGAUUCCUGGCCUGGCACUGGGGACCAGGCCAGUGGAUGGUUCUGUGCUUAUACUGGCAUUCAGGCCAGUGGAGCAGGGUCUUGGGGUGGAACUGGUGGUCAGGACAUUGGAGUUUCCAGGCCAGGGCCCAUGAACCAGGCCAGUAGUGCAUCCUGGUCUGGCACUGGGAGUCAGAUCAGUGGAGUAUCCUGGCCUGUGGCUGGUGGCUGUCCCAAACCUGGAUUUGGGAAUCAGGCCCUAGCAGCAGGGUUCUGGGCUGGUGCUGGAAACCAAGCUGAUACAGGGCCCAGACCAGAGUCUGAGGAUCAGUCCAGUGCAAGAGGUUCCUGGCCUGUGACCGGUGUCCAUGUCAUUGGAGCAUCUAGGCCAGAUCCCACAGACCAGUGCAGUGGUGCAUCUUGGGCUGGUCCUGGGAAUCAGGCCAGUGGAGGGUCCUGGGUUGGGCCUGGGGAUCAAGCUGUUGGUUGCUCCAAAUCUGGAUUUGAGGAUCAAGCCCAUGGAGGAAGUGCCUGGGCUGGUCCUGGGGACCAGGCCAGUGCAGUAUCCUGGCCUGUGUCUAGGCCUAGGAAUGAGGCUAGUGCAGGAUCUAGGCUGGGUUCUGAGGACCAGACCAGUGGAAGAUUCCUGGUCAGUGCUGAGGUGGAAGCCAAUGAAGGAUUUUGGUUUGGGCCUGGUAGUGAGGCCUUUAUUGGGUCUUGGUGCUGGACAGGGGAAGAGGUUGGUAUUGUGCCCAGGGCUGAUGGAAAGGAUGAGACCAGUAUUGAAUGCACAUCAGGGCCUAAGGAAGAGACCAUCAUUAGUGCUGAGUUGGGAGAUGAGAACAAAAGUAGUGUCGGGUCCUGGAUCAGAUCUGAGGAGGCAGUUUAUGUGGAUCCCUGUGUGAGGGCUGAGUCUGGAUCAGAGACUGGAGCUGCAGCUGAGGCUGAAGCUGGUAUUGAGGCUGAGGCUGGAGCUGAGGCUGUGGAUGAGGCUGGGGCUGGGCCUGGAGCUGAGGCUGGGGCUGAGGCCAUAAUGGGGUCUUGGUCCUGGGAUGCACAAGUGGCUACUAAGGAGCCUGGGCUUUGGGCUAAGGAAAAGGCUGGCAUACGGUCUUGGGUGUUGCCUAGGGAUGUAGAUGAGGAUGAGCUAAGUGAAGCAUCCAGCCCCGAUAUUGAGGAGAUCAGUUUAAGGUCGUUGUUUUGGGCUGAGAGUGAAAACAGUAGUGAGUUCAGAUGCAACAGUGGAAAAGAUAUUAAUUUUGAGUCUGUGUUUGGGGAAGAGGCAAGCAUCAUGGAUAAGUUUGAGGCUGAUGAUGGAGUUGAUAUAAGGUCUUGGUUCUGUACUGGUAAUGAAAGCAGAAGUGAGGACCAAUCCACACAUAAAGCUAAAGCUAAAAAGUCAGCAGAGGCAAGAGGGACAUAUCCAUCCAUGGUCCCUGGGGCAGGCAUGGGCUCAUGGGACGGAGCUAUGAUCUGGUCAGAAAUGAAGUUUUCACAACAAAGUGAGGCCGGUUUCCCAGCUGGAGAUGAAUUCACACAGCAGAACAGGGCUGGGGACAAAGUUCAGCCCUGGUCCUGCCGCUGUAAAGAGGAAGCUAAUAUGGAUCCACGAGACCUUGAAAAACUCAUUUGCAUGAUUGAGAUGACAGAGGAUCCUUCUGUUCAUGAAAUAGCUAACAAUGCUCUAUAUAACAGUAUUGAUUAUCCUUAUUCCCAUGAAGUUGUUCGUAAUGUAGGUGGAAUCUCAGUUAUUGAAAGCUUGCUGAAUAAUCCCUAUCCAAGUGUUAGGCAGAAGGCUCUAAAUGCACUGAAUAACAUCUCAGUGGCUGCUGAAAACCAUAGAAAGGUUAAGACAUACUUAAACCAAGUGUGUGAAGACACUGUUACCUAUCCCUUGAACUCAAAUGUACAACUGGCUGGACUAAGAUUGAUAAGACAUCUGACUAUUACUAGUGAAUAUCAGCAUAUGGUUACAAAUUACAUUUCAGAAUUCCUUCGUUUGUUAACGGUGGGAAGUGGAGAAACUAAAGACCAUGUUUUGGGGAUGCUUGUGAAUUUCUCUAAAAAUCCUUCUAUGACAAAAGACUUGCUUAUUGCCAAUGCACCAACAUCUCUGAUUAACAUUUUUAGCAAAAAAGAGACAAAAGAGAAUAUUCUUAAUGCUCUCUCACUAUUUGAGAAUAUAAAUUAUCAUUUUAAAAGGAGAGCAAAAGCAUUUACCCAGGACAAAUUCAGUAAAAAUUCCCUUUAUUUCCUAUUCCAAAGACCAAAAGCCUGUGCUAAGAAACUUCGAGCCUUAGCGGCCGAAUGCAGUGACCCAGAGGUGAAAGAAAGGGUUGAGAUAUUAAUAAAUAAACUCUGAUUAAUUAUAUGUUUCCAAAUAAAUGUGAGUAAUAUGUUAAUUUUUCAGCCUGGAAGCAAUACACCUUGUAAACUGCAUUAUGACAUCAAAACUGAUGUUAGGUAUGAUGGUCCAUAAAUGAACCAUUUUAUGAACACCAAAUGAAUUCAAAUUUGUCCUGAAAAUACAUGUCACUUUUUAUCUUGUCUGGAUUGAGAUAUUUUUAGUAUGCUUCAUGAGCAAAACCUGACCUGAUUCUUCAUAAGCAAAGUAAUCUUUGGUCCUUU